Messenger RNA from Guillardia theta CCMP2712, 324 nucleotides. RefSeq lists its product as hypothetical. The record is from RefSeq and is a predicted model, not a curated record. The transcript has a single exon. Bases 1 to 324 code for a protein of 107 amino acids. NCBI's taxonomy places the organism in Eukaryota, Cryptophyceae, Pyrenomonadales, Geminigeraceae.
AUGCUUUUGCUCACUGAGGAGAAUUGCAACAUCAUUUGCCUGGCAGUCCUGGAGGAGGAUGUCAUGGAUCGAGAUGAACAAGGGAAGUUCACGCGAGUGAACGAGAGCAUGAUCUGCCGCAUCCUGUCCCAGACUUACAGCCACAAGAGUGGCUUUCUUGACAUGGCUCGACAUGGCAUGCUCACGGUGGUUGUCAAGGACAUAUCAGAGCCUUGCUUGCAAGACAAACAAUGUCCGGAAGUUGCUAGGCUGAAACUCGACGCGUGGCAUCUUGAUAGCUGCGAUGCUCAUUGGCAGCAUCCCUCUCGUGCUGUCCGCACCUGA